AGGGGCUCUUCCUGCCGUGGGGCUCAGGCUCCGGCUUGGCGCUGUGAACUGGUGUCCUCGUCUAACUCUGCCCGCAGCGGGGUGCGGCGCCUCCCGGCCCCGUGCCGCAGCCGGACGCCACUCUGCGGGCACCGCUGGGAUGUCGCGUCGGAGCCCGGGGCUCGGCCGGGCCGCCCCGUCGGACCCCUGUGAGGACCGCCUCGGUGAUCUCGGUGAGGAAGUGGAAUCAGGAAAAGUGGAAGGAGGUGAAAUUCAAGUGGCCAUAAAGAGCAGCAGUGAGGGCAGCCCCAUAGAAUACAUUGCUGCCACUCGUUUUGGGGGUACCACAGUGACAGCCAGCCGUCCGCCUGUCCCUUGUGGAUGGGAAAGAGUUGUGAAGCAAAGAUUGUCUGGGAAAACAGCAGGAAGAUUUGAUGUGUACUUUAUCAGCCCACAAGGACAGAAGUUCCGAUCCAGAAAGUCUCUUGCUAAUUACCUUCACAAAAAUGGACAGACUUCUCUUAAACCAGAAGCUUUCGAUUUUACUGUACUGAAUAAAAGAGUCAUCAAGUCAGAACGUAAAGACUUCAGCCUUGCAGCUUUGACUGCCCAGCUACAAAAGGAAAGUGAUGCUUCAAAUCAGAACCUCAGGACACGAAGCAGGAGGAAAAGAAAUGCUUCUUGUGCUGGUUCAGAGUUGCAAGGUAGCAGAGCACUAUCAACCUCUAACCCCAUCCCUUUGCUCUUGAAAGAAGAUGAAGUUGUUCAUGAGGUUAAGGUCAGGAAGUCCAAAAGAAAGGUGACUAUGUUGAAAGAAAUUCCAGUUAAGAAAACCAAAAAACAGCGCAGGAAGUGUCUGCCCGGUUCUGUUCAAAGUAAGAGAAAAACAGGAUCUAUACCUAAUCACACAGGUGCUGAAAAUGAGCCUGUUGCACAAGAAAGUCAACCUGACUGCAUUUCAGAUAGCAGAGCGAGCGACCAGCCCCUCAGUGUGACCAGUGAAGAAAGGAGCCUUGUAAAAGAGACAUCUCUGAGUUCGGGAUCAGAUUCUCAUUUUGAACAAAUCACUUCUGGCAUCAUCACAAACCAAUCAUGUCCAACCGCAGAAGCAGAUGACAAGACACGUGAAGAGAUCAGAACAGAAGUAGCCGAUGGGGACAGGAAGCAUCAUUUGCAUACUGACAUUUUAAAAUGUGAUUCUGAAAUGCGCAACUGCUCUCAGGCCAAGAAUGACUUUAUUUCUGAGAAAAUGUUCCAAGAAAAUGCCAUCCCACGGGCACAAAUAGAAAAAAGGAAAACAAGCCUGUAUUUUUCCAACAAGUAUAACAAAGAAGCUCUCAGCCCGCCACGACGCAAAGCCUUUAAGAAAUGGACUCCUCCUCGGUCACCUUUUAAUCUUGUUCAAGAAACCCUUUUCCAUGACCCAUGGAAGCUCCUCAUUGCGACUAUAUUUCUCAACCGCACCUCAGGCAAAAUGGCAAUUCCUGUGCUCUGGGAGUUUCUAGAGAAGUACCCCUCAGCUGAUGUCGCAAGAGCUGCAGACUGGAGAGACGUGUCAGAACUUCUUCGGCCUCUUGGUCUCUACGAUCUCCGUGCAAAAACCAUUAUCAAGUUCUCAGGUACGGUUCUCUGCUCCCAAAGGGGGAAAAUGGUGCCUACUUAAUGAAAGCCACAUCUUUUUUUUUUUUUUUUUUUUA
This is a messenger RNA of Dipodomys ordii (Ord's kangaroo rat), 1676 nucleotides long. It is a transcript of the gene Mbd4, whose product is annotated as methyl-CpG binding domain 4 DNA glycosylase. Gene Ontology annotation, cellular component: nucleus. Bases 140 to 1642 code for a protein of 500 amino acids. The transcript has 6 exons. The record is from RefSeq and is a predicted model, not a curated record. NCBI's taxonomy places the organism in Eukaryota, Metazoa, Chordata, Mammalia, Rodentia, Heteromyidae. Gene Ontology annotation, molecular function: pyrimidine-specific mismatch base pair DNA N-glycosylase activity; DNA binding. Gene Ontology annotation, biological process: DNA repair.